Messenger RNA from Cucurbita pepo subsp. pepo (vegetable marrow), 786 nucleotides. Lineage: Eukaryota; Viridiplantae; Streptophyta; Magnoliopsida; Cucurbitales; Cucurbitaceae. The record is from RefSeq and is a predicted model, not a curated record.
AUGGUUGCCCAAGGACUCGAUAAGCGUCCAUUGAAAGAGUUGGUGUCUGAGAUCUCUAGUCGCAAGUUCAAUUGCGUUCGAUUGACUUGGUCUGUUCAUAUGUUUACUCGUUAUGCAUAUGAGUGUGUUGGUGAUGUUUUAGAUGGUCUAGAUAUUGCUGAUGUCAAGAGUGGAGUUGCAAAGCACAACCCUGAGAUAUUGAAAAUGACUGUUGCUAAGGCGUUUCAAACCGUUAUUAAUUGUUUGGGCUCGGAAGGCAUCAUGGUUAUUUUAGAUAACCAUAUUAGUCAGCCGAGAUGGUGCUGCUCUCUCGAUGAUGGCAAUGGUUUCUUUGGAGAUCGCAAUUUCAACCCUAAUGAAUGGUUUCAAGGCUUGUCAUUUGUUGCUGCGCAAUUCACUUGUAAUCCACAUGUGGUAGGAAUGAGUCUAAGAAACGAGCUUCGAGGGCCAUUUACAAACAAUGAUGCUUGGUGCUAUUACAUGAGAAGAGGAAGCCAACUAAUCCACAGAAUAAACCAAAAUCUUCUCAUAAUCAUUUCUGGAUUAAACUAUGGCAAUGAUUUAAGUCAACUAAAGAAAAGGCCAUUAGGCUAUACCUUUCAGAACAAAGUAGUGUUGGAAGCACAUCUCUACUCGUUUAGUGGAGAUAACGAAAGCAAAUUUGUGAAGAAGCCAUUAAACAUAAUAUGCAACGAAAUCAUGGAGAAGUUUGAACGGGAAGCUGGGUUCGUGGUGGACAUGAAGAAUCCAUAUCCUUUGUUCAUUAGUGAAUUUGGGUAUGAUCAA